GUCCAUUUGCAGCAGGAUCAUCUAGAACCAGCACUUGACUUGGUCAACCCUCAACACAAAGGUCCUUGGGGUGCUUGCUCUCCAAUACCUGAAAACAGUGCCAUUGCAAUUAACAAACAGGAAGGAUCUAUCUUCGCAGCAGCAGAUGAUGCAUGUGCUUAUUGCUGGGAUGUGGAGAGUAGUAAAUGUAAAAUGAUAUUCAAGGGGCAUACUGACUAUUUGCACAGCGUUGCAGUUCGUGAGGCAAAUAGCCAGGUGGUAACAGGAUCAGAGGAUGGGACAGCCCGUAUCUGGGAUUGCAGAAGUGGGAAGUGUCCUCAGGUUAUACAUCCAGUAAAGAACAAGGCAUUUGAGAGCUCAUUCAGUUGUGUUGCCAUUGAUGCAAGUGAAAGUUGGCUGGCUUGUGGCACGUCUAGUGGUAUAUCAGUUUGGAGUCUUAUUUCAAAUGAGUGCAUCUUUAAUUUGGAUUGUCAUGGUCCUGUCCAAGACUUGUUGUUUGACAAGAACCAAAUUUUAGCAGUUGGUGCUGAACCUGUGCUCUCCCGUUUCACAAUCAAUGGGACUGUUCUUUCACAAAUAAAGUGUGCUCCUCAGUCAGCAUUCUCUGUCUCUAUCCACUCAUCGGGGAUGGCAGCUGUUGCCGGAUACAGGGGUCUGGUGGAUGUGAUCUCCGAACUUGGGAGCCAUUUAUGCACAUUCGGUAGCCGCGGCCUGGACAAGUAAAUUAUCCAUGAGCAGCAAAGCAACGCUCUUCGAACCUCAUGUAGAGGCGGAGAAUGCAAUUUCCAAGAUCAAAUUGAGGCUGCUAUGCAUUGUGAUGACUGUACUUUUUUGCGCUGCUGCUGUGCUAGUUUCGUUCAAUGUUGCACCUGACAAUGCUUUAGUGACCAAGAUGGCUCCUAGACGGUAAAUUGAUGCUACUAUUUCGAAGAAACGUCAAA
Phragmites australis (common reed) is the source of this 941-nucleotide messenger RNA. RefSeq names its product THO complex subunit 6-like. The record is from RefSeq and is a predicted model, not a curated record. Lineage: Eukaryota; Viridiplantae; Streptophyta; Magnoliopsida; Poales; Poaceae. Gene Ontology annotation, molecular function: protein binding. Gene Ontology annotation, biological process: mRNA export from nucleus. Gene Ontology annotation, cellular component: THO complex; transcription export complex.